Messenger RNA from Colletes gigas, 1290 nucleotides. Its product is annotated as U11/U12 small nuclear ribonucleoprotein 35 kDa protein-like. The coding region runs from base 305 to 877 and encodes 190 amino acids. NCBI's taxonomy places the organism in Eukaryota, Metazoa, Arthropoda, Insecta, Hymenoptera, Colletidae. Gene Ontology annotation, cellular component: U12-type spliceosomal complex; precatalytic spliceosome. Gene Ontology annotation, biological process: mRNA splicing, via spliceosome. Gene Ontology annotation, molecular function: snRNA binding; mRNA binding. The record is from RefSeq and is a predicted model, not a curated record. The transcript is spliced from 5 exons.
CAAGGAGGUUGGCAUUAGUGUCUGUCGGUAUGGCAGUCAGAUUCGGCCGCGAAAGUCCAUAAGGUGAAAGGUCUAUUCAUAUAUCUCGUCUGUGGUGAAAGGUCUAUUCAUAUAUCUCGUCUGUGGUAAUAGCAAGCGCCUUCCUCUGAUUUCUUCAGGCAGCAACGUAUCUGAUGGUAUUACCAUUUCUGUGCAGAGAAUAUCUGCUGUAAUACCGACUUGCCGAAUCGGCUAGGUCACGUGCCGUGUCUACCUCUUUAACCAUUGUUACUAGUAUUGUUUUGAAGCUGUUGUGUUCGUGAAAAUGGACGGUAAACAACGUCUUCCAAUGAAAACAAAAGUGGAUACACUACAGAAUUGGAGUCCGUAUGCCAGACAGUAUGAUCCCCUAAAAUCUGGCAGUAUUGAUGGCACAGAUACGGAGCCACACGAUAAAGCUGUUAGUCGUGCCAUACAAGCACAUUAUGAUCCACCUCACGGAUUAAAAUCGAAACCAGAGAGAACAUUAUUUGUAACUAGAUUUGGUCCAAAAAUUACGAAAUACGAUUUAAAAGAGUUCUUUUCUAGGUAUGGAGAUGUUGUAUCGGCGAAAGUAAUUGUCGAUGUUGUGACUGGACUAUCCCAGGGUUAUGGAUUUGUAGAAAUGAGAAGCGAAGAUGAAGCUAGGAGGUCAAUUAGACGUUAUAGUGACACAACAUUGAAAGGUUACAAAAUUUUUGUGGAUCAGGAAUGUGGGCGUACCAUGAAAGGCUGGAAACCAAGAAGACUUGGGGGUGGUUUUGGUGGAAAAAAAGAAUCAGGCCAGUUAAGAUUUGGUGGAAGUGAUAGACCUUUCAAAAAACCAAUUGUACCUAAUAUUAUAAGACAUCAUAAUUAACAUAAUUUUAUAUUUACAAAAAUUUUAAUUUUUAAGUUGGGAUGUGUCCUUUUGGUGCUGUGUCUAUUUGCUCAUUCUUUCCUGUCAUAGUCCCAGCUUCCACCAAUCUUUCCCUAUGAUCUUAGGCUUCUCUAUUGUUCUGUACUUUUAUUUUCCUUCGCUAGGUGGUAGCCUUUUCAUUCUUCUCUCAUGCCACUUCUCCCUUAAAUUAUUCCUCACUCUCUAUCCGCAAAACUUAUUUUUAUAUCUCUUGUACAUUUUUUACGUUUACUCUAUUUAUUACCGGAAACGGACCCACCUGUUUUCGGAAUUUUACAACAAUGAAAGAAAUAUGAGACAUUUCGAAAUUUUUGACAAUGUUAUUAUGUUGCAUCUGUGUCUGGUCAAAAUAUAACCUGUAAGAUGUUUUAAUU